Messenger RNA from Prosopis cineraria, 1377 nucleotides. RefSeq names its product leucine-rich repeat extensin-like protein 6. Gene Ontology annotation, molecular function: protein binding. The record is from RefSeq and is a predicted model, not a curated record. Bases 1 to 1269 code for a protein of 422 amino acids. Lineage: Eukaryota; Viridiplantae; Streptophyta; Magnoliopsida; Fabales; Fabaceae. The transcript has a single exon.
AUGGAGAAGGCCGGGAUGAUUCUGGCUUUUGAUCUCCUUCUCCUCCUUCACCUUAACCUCCAUUUAGAUCCAGCAAGAGCAGCCUUUGGCGUCGGCGGUGACAUUGGCGUCGGUGUAGGUGUUGGCGGCGGCGGCGGCGGCGGAGUGGUAUGGGUUGGCGCCGGCGGGAGUAACGGUUCUCCGGGGCAGUCGGGGCCUUCUUCAGUGCCGAGGCAAGACAAAGCCUACGCGGCUCUCCAGGCAUGGAAAGCCGCGAUUACAGACGACCCACUGAGGAUUCUGGAGAGUUGGAAUGGUUCGAAUGUGUGUUCUUAUAAAGGGGUGUUUUGUGCGAAUCCCGAGGAUGCUUCCGGUGAGCUUGUGGUGGCGGGAAUAGAUCUCAACCACGCGAAUCUUAGAGGAAGUCUCGUGAAAGAGCUCUCUUUACUCACCGAAAUGUCUCUUCUCCAUCUCAACAGCAACAGAUUUACAGGUACAGUUCCUGAUACGUUCAGAGACCUCUCUUCUCUUGAGGAAUUAGACCUCAGCAACAACCAACUCUCAGGCCCUUUCCCCUCGGUGACCUUGUCAAUGCCCAGUCUGGUUUACUUGGACCUCAGAUUCAACUCUUUCUCCGGACCCCUCCCUGAUGAUCUUUUCAACAAGAAUCUGGAUGCUAUUUUUCUCAACAACAAUCAAUUUGAAGGCGAAAUUCCCCAAAAUUUGGGCAAUUCCCCUGCUUCCGUCAUAAAUUUAGCUAACAACAAGUUCAGUGGAAGCAUCCCUGCGAGUUUCGGCUUCAUGGGUUCUAAGCUGAAGGAGAUUCUCUUCCUCAAUAACCAGCUAACAGGGUGCAUUCCUGAAGGGGUUGGGAUCUUCACGCAGAUGCAAGUUCUGGAUGUCAGCUACAAUUCAUUGAUGGGUCACUUGCCAGAUACAAUGUCUUGCCUGCAAGACAUGGAAGUUCUGAAUUUGGCGCACAACAAGCUUUCUGGGGAGUUAUCGGACGUGAUCUGCUCUCUGAGAAACCUUUUGAAUCUCACGGUUGCCUAUAAUUUCUUUUCCGGGUUCAGCCAGCAAUGCUCGAGGCUGUUCGUCAGGAAUGUGGGUUUUGAUUUCUCAGACAAUUGCAUUCCCGGGAGGGACAUGCAGAGACCUCAACCAGAGUGUUCUGUGAUCCCUGGUGGCAGCUUAAAUUGUCUCAGAAUCCCAACUCCGAAGCUUGUUUGUGGUUCGCUUGGCGUCGGUCUCUCCAAGCGCGCUCAUAUCAGCCCAUCUUCUUCGCCUUGAUAUUUUACCCCAUGGUUACAGGUUGGCCGUGGCCAUGGCAGUUCUGUUAAUUAAUGCUAGCAAUUAUGAUUCUACCUUGCUAAUUUAAUUCUUCAUGGAUCCGGUGUA